AUGGCAGGGAAAGAUGAAAACCAAAACCCAGCCAAGCCAGCAACCGACAAUUUUGAUGAUACAAAUAAUCCCUAUUAUCUCCAUCAUUCUGAUCAACCUGGUCUUGUGCUUGUCACGCAACCGCUUAUUGAAGAAAACUAUAGCACGUGGAGUCGUACCAUGCUGAUGGCUCUCAGCAUCAAAAACAAAGAAGGCUUCGUUGAUGGCACUAUCAAACAGCCGUCGGAAACCACAACCUUAGAACUCCAACAAUGGAGGCGCUGCAACAACCUCGUAAAAGCAUGGCUUUUAAAUUCAAUCUCACAGGAUAUUAGAGCAAGUAUAAUAUACUAUCAAAAUGCUCAUGAAAUCUGGAAUGAUUUAAAGGAUCGAUUUUCACAAACUGAUAGUGUUCACCUGUUUCAUAUUGAAGAGGCCAUCUAUAAUUGCAAACAGGACAACCUGACUAUUGGAGCUUAUUACACCAAGCUCAAAGAUCUAUGGGAUGAACGUGAUGCACUAUGUUGUAUCCCAACAUGCACUUGUGGCGCCAUGAAAGAGGUUCUACAGUUCCAACAAAAUCAAAUGACCAUGAAAUCCCUCAUGGCACUUAAUGAAGUUUAUGUUGCCGUUCGUGCUCAGAUUUUGCUCAUGGAUCCGCUUCAUACUGUCAACAAGGCAUAUUCCCUUAUUCUCCAGGAUGAAAAACAGCGAGGAAUGUCGAAGGGAGGUACAAUGAUAGCCGAAGCUUCAGCCUUUGCUGUGAAGAACAACUCACGAAAUUUUGAGAAGACUUUCACACCCAAAACUCCUCAUCAAAAGUGUGGAAUCUGUGAUAAAAUUGGACACAACUCAGAGGCAUGUCGAGCACAGCUCAAAUGUGAUUAUUGUGGCUGGCAAGGACACACCAUUGAUGUAUGUCGAAAGUUACAGAGGACAAACUUUGCAGGUAACAAACAUACUCAGCGAGAGCGCAGGAACCCUUCCCAUAAAGUCAAUCAUGCAGAUGCCAAUAUGCCACUCGCCAUCACAGCAGAACAAUAUCAGAAUCUUAUGUCAUUACUUACCUAG
Olea europaea var. sylvestris is the source of this 1050-nucleotide messenger RNA. RefSeq lists its product as uncharacterized. The record is from RefSeq and is a predicted model, not a curated record. The transcript has a single exon. Gene Ontology annotation, molecular function: nucleic acid binding; zinc ion binding. Lineage: Eukaryota; Viridiplantae; Streptophyta; Magnoliopsida; Lamiales; Oleaceae. Bases 1 to 1050 code for a protein of 349 amino acids.